Mytilus californianus (California mussel) is the source of this 11256-nucleotide messenger RNA. Its product is annotated as protein KIAA0100-like. The record is from RefSeq and is a predicted model, not a curated record. The transcript has 59 exons. The coding region runs from base 109 to 6687 and encodes 2192 amino acids. NCBI's taxonomy places the organism in Eukaryota, Metazoa, Mollusca, Bivalvia, Mytilida, Mytilidae.
UGGAAGCACCGGCUCUGUCUGAGUGGGAGGUCAGGGUACAUGGAGUUCAUUUACAAAAUAUACCGUUAAUUUGAAGUUUUAAAAUGAUUUAAGAGAACAACUGUAAACAUGUAUUCUUAUAUUUGGACGCUACUUAGUUUUGUUGUGGCUAUCUGGUUUAUAACAAGGUUAUUAGCAUGGAUGAUACAGUGGUUACUCCACAGAUACGCUGGUGUUUUGGUUCACAUCGGCAGCAUUGGACUCUUCAGUUGCCGUAAAGUUAUCCUGGAUGUAAAGAAAGGAUUGAAAAUUGAAAUAGAUAAAGCUUGGUUGUCCAGUUGUUUUGUAAAUCAGGAGGUCAAGAAGCCAGUUGUUGUUUGCAUAUCAGAUAUAAGAAUACAAGCCAAUGCUCACCAAGACAACAAUAGACCAAAUCAGCCUUCAGAAAGAAGAACGACAGAAGAGAAUUUGACUCUGCCAAAAUUUGCUAUUCUUGCCAAAUAUAUAGGUCUAAAGAUAAACAAUCUGACUGUGAUGUUACUUAAUACUAUGAUACCUGACUGUCUGGUACACUUAGAUGGACAGAGUAUAAACUUGGAUAUUGCCAUAGUAGAAGGAUGCUAUUCUGUGAUAUUAGAUGUUGUUGGUGUGAAUUGUAAAGCAUUAAGAAGUGUUACUACUGACCAGUUAUCACAACCCUGUUUAGCUGAAAUGUCCUGGAGCACAUUCAUACAUCUACAAGCAAGACAAGAUAAUAUUAAACAUUUAAAGUCUCUGAGAUUACUUAUAGACAAGCCUCAUGCCAACAUGACAGAAGGAUUUUUAUCAAGUUUACAGUUAGUGAAUAAGAAUAAACUAUCAGAGUCUCUUGGUGAUAAAGAUGUGCCAAAACAAAACACAGCCAAAUCAUUUAAUUGGAAGUUAAUACCGCAGGAAAUAGGAAUAGAUGUAACAGAAUUAGAUGUAAAGAUUGUAAGAGAAACAAAGCAAAGAACAUUAUCAGUUGGAUUGAAGACAUUCCAUACAGAGUAUCACCAAGAUAGUGCCUGCCAGGACGAAGAGAAAAGUUUCUGUGGGUUACUGUUAGAAGAUUUUCACACAGAAUCACCACAAGUCAAGUUUGCAGAAUUACUGAAGCUUAGUUUAAAAGUUUUGAUAAGUGAUACAGCAUUAGAAGCAAAUUCUAACGUCCAUGGAGGAUUCUUUAAUUACCACCAUGAAGAAGUACAGUACUGGUCAUCAGUUAUUACUAAGUUAUCUGCUCCUGAAAAUAAAUCGUCACUAGAACCUGAAAAUAUAGAACAGUCUAAACAUAUUAGUCCUAUGGUUGUGCAGUUUCUAAAGACAAGGGAGAUAACUGCUGAGAUAGAUUUUGUAGAGGUAUCUGCUGCCAUAUCAUCAGUAUCAUGUAGUGGUUUGUUGAUGGGACUUCAGACUACAAGAUUCUUCACUAGUUUAAAACCUACUGAUACAGAUGUCGGCAUUCCAUAUCUUGCACAUAACAUUUCAUGUGAUCUUGAAGUACAAACUGUUUGGUGUCAUCACUAUAAUUCUCAUGUAUCACCUGACGAGCUGAAGGGCAGUAAACAUUUCUGGAAUCAUGUCUUGUAUCUGGAACUGUUCAGGGGAAAGCUUAACCAGCAAGACAAAAUUUUAAGCUUAGAUGUUAUGACAACCUAUAUACAUAUAGAGUGGUCCACAAAUACUAUAAAUACACUUUUACAUUUCUUUGGUGCUAUAACUAGAAUACGGAGGAUGUCGGAGAAGCAACAGAGUAUAAAGACGACACAUCGGCCUUCCAUCUUACAGAAAUUUAACAUUGAUAUAAAACUUGAUGUGUCAUAUGUUAAUGUAUUCAUAGGAAAUAAUAAUAAUGUUGCCCUCAUGUUGCGAGUAGAUUCUGUGAUGUUAGACCACAGAAAACCAAAGAGUUACUUUGUUGUGGAGGGAACUAAAGUUAUUUAUAUACAGCAGAAAAAUAAAAUGAUGAAGCUUGUGAAGUCGGUAAACUUAAAGGAUCCAAUUAUACAUAUACAAGAAGUGAAAUGUGUGUACAAACACCAAGAAAAGAAUAUGACAAUACAUGUAUUAAAACAAGUGUCAUGUGACUGGAGUACGAGUCAUCACAUGUGUAUUAUACAAGCCAUCGAUGAUUUCACUGAACUAACCAGCAGAAUUAAUUUGAAACCCAAAAGAAGCAACACAGAACCUAAAAGAAUGGAAGUAACAUACAGUGUUAUAGUAACUGCUGAUGUUAUGCUUACACUCAGGCUCUCCAAACAAAGAUGGGUAUCUUUGACAAAGGAAAACAAAGUUGUAAUGACAUUAUCUGCUGAAGAAAUUCUACUACAAAUGGACAAAUUAAUCAUAAAGUGUGAAGGUCAUGAUAUUAUCACUAUUGAGGGAUUACUGUAUGGAACUUCGGGAGAAUGUACUUUACAGCAGGAGAGAGAAGAUGCUGGUUGUCUAGAACUCCCAACAAACAGAUUAUGGAAUUUUUCCUUUGACAGUUUUAUGAUCCUUUUUCCUUAUGGGUAUGAUUUUGCCUUAUGUUUUGAAGAGUUUGUGAAUUUAUUUAAAUGGUGGAAGUUAGUUCAUAAUUACAAGAGGAAAGAUUUUACACUAGAGAGUAAAUUACCUCCAGAUCUACAGAUAAAAGCAAAAUUGUUUAUGGUACAACUUGGAGACGAUCCAUUUGAAGUCAAGUUGGGUGACAAUUUUGAAUUACUGAAAGAUGAAUGUCAGGAGAAUAUUAUCAGGAAAAAUGUGAUGGAUCAAAAGAUAAAAACUCUCAGAAAACAACAUGGCUAUAUUCCUUCUGACACAAUUGAGGAACUAUAUGCAUCUUUGACUAAAAAGAGUAGUGAUAUAUAUGUGAAACGUUCCAGACUUCUUUAUGCUAAUACUCCAAUGAGAACAAAACUAUUUACAUGGACAAUGAAAGAUUUAGAAAUCAUAGCAAUGGCUGAUUUAUCAUAUCAUGGAAAGGAAAAUGCAGUAAAACAUAUGAGGGAAAUAGAUUCUGAUAGUCCCUAUCCAGAAGAAGGUCUAGAAUUUUUGACGCUAUGGUGUCGUUAUGUAACAGUUAAUAUUAACCAUUGGACUGUGAUGUUACGUGACUAUCCUCAGCCAAUGUUUGAUGUUAAAAAUCUUUAUCUAUGGGGAAGACUGGUUGGUGCUGAACAAGAUGGAACUAAAAGAGCUAAGAGAAGUUGUACAGUGGAGGUAGCAACUCCAUGGACCAAUAUGGAGGUAGAGAGAAAUUUACCGGCACUCAAGUUUUAUCAUGAUUUUAGCUGUGAUGUGGUAUCCUGGACGCAAGCCUAUGGGGCUAACUGGGAACCUUGUGUAGCUCAGUAUAAUGUUUGCUUUGACAAUGUUAACAAACCCUCGGUAGACCCGAGCAUACCCAUGCCAGUCUGGGAUAAAAUUAGACUUCUGCUUCAUGGAAGACUGACCAUUUCCAUACAGGAAAUGACCUGGUUAUACCAUGCUUCAUUUGAUCCUUACAACACGACAGAGUUCAUGGAUUGGACAUGGACUAAUCUAUUAAUGGAAUGGACAAAUGCUAAUUUUCUUCUAAAAGGAGAUUUUGACAUAUCAGUGAACACAGCUUCUAAAUAUGAUGAUUGUAAACUUCUACAUCUGCCUAACUUACGUUUAAACAUACAUUUAGACUGGAUAAGCCGUGGAGACCCUAAUGACCAUCAUGCUGUGAUGCCCUGUGCCCCUGACAAAGUACCAGAAUAUUCUUUAGAGGACCAUGAUUCUUUUAGAGCUUUUAGAUCACAGAAUUUGAGUGUAACAAUGUCACUCGACACCAAACCUAAACAUGACAACACACUGAAUGUACCUAAAUGUAUAUUUUAUGCCAGUACAUUGAGAUUUCUGGAUAAGAUUAAGCUCUGUUUAGCUGGGGUUACUAGGCCUACAAGAAGAGGUGCACUAUUUGACAGCAAUAAAUCAAGAAAACCUCAAUUAACAAGACAUUACAAGAGUAUAAAGAUGGCAGUGAACCUACACAGAUUUAACAUAUGUUACUGGAUGUCUUUCUCAAAACAACACGGCUCUGAACUUUUAGCUGAGUCAUUUGUACUCAGUGUGUGUAACGAUUUAUCUUUAGUUCCAAUAGAGGAUGGCUUGUUCCAUCGUCCAGCUGCAAACUGGAGUGUGAGAUAUUUAAGUUGUGAGUUACUGGGAGCUAAAACAUGGUUGUGUAGUGCUCAUAAAGAAUCUGAAGACGAACAACUUAACCAUUCCCUAAGAUUUCCAGUUGACAAAAGUUUCUUCAUAAGUGUCAGCAGGGUGACCUAUUUGAGAGGAGAAGUUGUAGAAUCGGAUUCUUCUGAUGAAGAGGAAGAUGUUAAAAAUGGUGCCAAACCUACCCAUUGUGUUCAUGUAUAUGAUAUGAAAGGAGCGUGGAACAAGAGUAAUAAUAUUGUACUGAUUGGUCUGUAUGACAGCUAUCAGAAGGCUCAGUCUCUUCGGAGGAACUUGUCAUCAGAUGCAUUAAAGGUGGUCAAGGUCGACGAAGGACGCAAUGCAAUUAAAAACAGGACAUCAUCAUUCCAGGACAGAGCUAGUUCCCCUACAGCAGAAAAAUCUGAUCCAUUUGCCAAAUCUCAGAGGGGUAAAGCUUACUCCAUGUUAAUGAAACUUGUGGCUGAGUCGGAUAGUAAAUCUAUUGUUUUCACUGAGGAGCCAUCAAGUGUCAACAUGGAUCAGUUACAAGGUGUGGCAGCAUGUCAGACAGAUGAUGUUACUCAGAAAAACUGGCUCAUUGAGUUACACAACAGUCAGGUGAUAGUAAAAGGUUGUGAGACACCAGGUCAUGUGAUUGUCAGUGCUGCCCAUGCCCAGGUGUUAUCAUGUAAUCAUGUACCAGUCUGGAAAGACAAUCAACUACGCAGCAAAACAACAUGGGUUUGCUCUGUGGAGUGUAUGCAGUAUUAUGCAACAGUUGAUUCUGGACCAGAGUGUGAUGAUGAUAAAAUGGCAUGGUUAUCUCCUGAGAAUGUGGAGGACCGGUCUGAACCAGAUUUAUCUGGUUUGACAGAAAUGGUAUCCAGUGGUCACAGUGUUGGUGGUGUUGUCUAUAGUUACUUUCCACAUUCCAAACAGAAAUCCAAGAUGAAGGAUUGUAUACAACUCCAAAGAAUUAUAUCAAGAUGUAAAUGUCAAAUAUUUUAUGCCUCCUAUGGAGAAUGUGAUCUCAGUUUACUGCCAGAAGUUCCACCUCCUCCUUCAGACGACUCUGAUAUGAUGUCUAGAGAACAAGGGGCGGAUAGUUUCACAUUACUACAUCAUGAUCUCAAUAUUUGUACAAAUUCUUCCCAGUAUUUGAUGAUUUUGGAUAUAGUCAAUAAUUUGUUGUUACAUACAGAACAAAGUAAAAAGGAGACAACAGAGAAAUUACAGAGUAUGAGAUUUCAACUACAGUUAUCUCCCAUGGAAGACCAGAAAACACCCAUACAGUUACUGCAGGAGAGGGUGCGAGAGGAAGUCCAGAAGCAAAGAAGAUUAGAGAAAGAUAUUUAUCUGAUCCAUAAAAUAUUAAAUGAUGAAGAUAUAGAACCAGACCCAGAUGAAUCACAUGACACAGCAGCACUCACAAGAGUCAGAACUACCAGAGAAGAAAGCCUUACAAACAAUGCAGACCAUCUGGAGAAGCUUUUGUAUGAGUGUAAAGAGCAAAUAAAUACACUUAAUGAGGAGUUAUCAAUUAGAAUCAGCUGUUUCCAAGAAAGUCAGUUGAUAAAAAUCAAAGCACAGAUGAAAAUGGCCAAAGAGAAACAAGCACAAGUUGAGAAGGUGAAUGAAGUGUGUUUUAAGUUUGCCCACUGGAGGUUAACAGAAAAAGAUGGACAGUUAGGUAUAGCAGAUCUGGUGUUGAGGAACUUUGUAUACAGUAAAGUAAACAGAGACAAUGAAACCUGGACUCAUCAGUUAGAACUGGGCUGGGUCAAAGUUACCAAUCUACAGCCAAAUACAAUGUACAAGGAUGUAUUAGUUCCAAGGGAUCCAUUAGGAAAGGAGAGUGACAGACAGAUGGCCUUGAGAAUAUUAUGCAGUGAAAGGUCACCAGUCGGUGGUAUAGCAGUGAAGGAACACUUUGAAGUAGUUGUAAUUCCUCUCCAGAUACAGAUCACAUACCAGUUCUACAAAAUUCUUCUAGCAUUCUUCUUCCCUGGAGAAACAGAUGAAGAUGAUGAUGUUGAAAAUAAGAAGAAGGAUAAAAAAGAAAAGGACAAAAAGAAGAAAGAAGCAAAGAAAUCCAAAUCUUCAUUUUAUAUUGAUGUUGAUAGUGAAGAUAUUGAUAAAAUGAAAGAGAGGGCUGCCAACAACAACACAUUUGUUUAUGUCAAGAUACCAGAAGUUUCAAUGCGUGUUAGUUACAAGGGAGAGAAAGAGAAGAACAUAGAAGAUAUCCAUGACUUUAGUAUUAUAUUGCCGACAUUUGAGUAUCACAAUCGUAUAUGGACAUGGUUUGAUAUAUUAAUGGCACUGAAGAAUGACAGUAAAAGACUUAUACUAUCUCAGGCAAUAAAACAGAAACUACACAUGAGAUCCAGAGUAGGGGAUGAAACUCCCCUAACAGAUGUACAACAGGAAGAAGACAAAAUGAAAAUGUUAUUAGGGGCCAAAUUGUUGGCAGGACAAGAUAAACCAAGAAAGAAAUCUCUUUUUGGGAAAUCACAGGAAAAAUAAUAUACAACUGUUAGCAAAGAGAACAAACAUAUGAUAUAAACAUGAGAUUACAAAAUGCUUCUUUGCAUUUACGUUUAGACAAAUAUAUAGUUAAAUAGUUUACAUAUUUACGAGGUCAUUAGCUACUCAUUAUUCUCUGUGAAACUUGCUUUUACAAGUUAAAAUAAUACUCAUUUAUUACUAUGACAUCUCACUAAUGGAAGAUAAUGUAUAAAGUGAAAUAUCACUAAUGGGAGAUAAUGUAUCAAGUGAAAUCUCACUAAGUGGAGAUAAUGUAUAAAGGGAAGUAUCACUAAGGGGAGAUAAUGUAUAAAAUUAAAUAUCACUAAGUGAAAUCUAACUAAAAGGAGAUAAUGUAUAAAGUGAAGUAUCACUAAUGGGAGAUAAUGUAUAAAGUGAAAUAUCACGAAGGGGAGAUAAUGUAUAAAGUGAAAUAUCACUAAUUGGAGAUAAUAUAUGAAUUGAAAUUUCACGACUGUUCUCAAAACAUAAUUUAUGAAUAUCUUGUAUGACCUGGUGUAAGGCAUAUCUCAUGAAUGCUGUACUUAGCAUUUAUGUUGUCUUUAGAGGUGCCAACUAUUGAAACCUUUCAAAGUAGCAGAUCACCUAUUUUAAGAAAAUUUUCUUUGGCAUGGAAACUGUUUCAUGUUUUCUAAAAUGAUAUACAAUCUUACUUUUUGCAGUUAAAUUAUUUAUAAUUAUUAAUAAUUAUUUAUAAUUACUGUAACAACAUGUCACCUACCUUUACUAUAAACCAACUUAUUUUCAUGGAUAAUUUAUUUCAUUUUUAGCUCACCUGGCCCGAAGGGCCAAGUGAGCUUUUCUCAUCACUUGGCGUCCGUCGUCCGUCGUCGUCCGUCGUCGGCGUUAACUUUUUACAUUUUGAACUUCUUCUAGAGAACCACUGAAUGGAAUGAAACCAAACAUGACAUGAAUGUUCCUUAUGAGGUGCUGACCAAGUGUUGUUACUUUGUAGCCCAUCCAUCAUCCAAGAUGGCCGCCAGAGGGGGACUUAGUUUAACAUAGGACCCUAUGGGAAAUGCAUACAAAUGACUUCUUUUAGAGAACCACUGAAUGGAAUAAAACCAAACAUGGCAUGAAUGUUCCUUAUGAGGUGCUCACCAAGUGUUGUUACUUUGUAGCCGAUCCAUCAUCCAAGAUGGCCGCCAGCGGGGGACUUAGUUUAACAUAGGACCCUAUGGGAAAUGCAUACAAAUGACUUCUUUUAGAGAACCACUGAAUGGAAUAAAACCAAACAUGGCAUGAAUGUUCCUUAUGAGGUGUUGACCAUGUGUUGUUACUUUGUAGUCGAUCCAUCAUCCAAGAUGGCCGCCAUCGGGGAACUUAGUUUAACAUAGGACCCUAUGGGAAAUACAUACAAAUGUCUUCUUUUAGAGAACCACUGAAUGGAAUGAAACCAAACAUGGCAUGAAUGUUCCUUAUGAGGUGCUGACCAAGUGUUGUUACUUUGUAGCCGAUCCAUCAUCCAAGAUGGCCGCCAGCGGGGGACUUAGUUUAACAUAGGACCCUAUGGGAAAUACAUAAAAAUGUCUUCUUUUAGAGAACCACUGAAUGGAAUGGAACCAAACAUGGCAUGAAUGUUCGGUAUGACAUGCUGACCAAGUGUUGUUACUUUGCAGUCGGUCCAUCAUCCAAGAUGGCCGCCAGCGGGGGACUUAGUUUAACAUAGGACCCUAUGGGAAAUACAUACAAAUGUCUUCUUUUAGAGAACCACUGAAUGGAAUGAAACCAAACAUGGCAUGAAUGUUCCUUAUGAGGUUCUGACCAAGUGUUGUUACUUUGUAGCCGAUCCAUCAUCCAAGAUGGCCGCCAGCGGGGGACUUAGUUGAACAUAGGACCCUAUGGGAAAUACAUACAAAUGUCUUCUUUUAGUGAACCACUGAAUGGAAUGAAACCAAACAUGGCAUGAAUCUUCCUUAUGAGAUGCUGACCAAGUGUUGUUACUUUGUAGUCGAUCCAUCAUCCAAGAUGGCCCCCAGCGGGGGACUUAAUUUUACAUAGGACCCUUUGGGAAAUACAUAAAAAUGUCUUCUUUUAGAGAACCAAAAAAUGGAAUGGAACCAAACAUGGCAUGAAUGUUCCUUAUGAGAUGUUGACCAAGUGUUGUUACUUUGCAGCCGAUCCAUCAUCCAAGAUGGCCGACAGCGGGGGACUUAGUUUAACAUAGGACCCUAUGGGAAAUACAUGCAAUUGUCUUCUUUUAGAGAACCACUGAAUGGAAUUGAACCAAACAUGGCAUGAAUGUUCCUUAUGAGUUUCUUACCAAGUGUUGUUACUUUGCAGUCGAUCCAUCAUCCAAGAUGGCCGCUAGGGGGGGGGGGGGCUUAGUUUAACAUAGGACCCUAUGGGAAAUACAUACAAAUGUCUUCUUUUAGAGUACCACUGAAUGGAAUGAAACCAAACAUGGCAUGAAUGUUCCUUAUGAAGUGCUGACCAAGUGUUGCUACUUUGUUGCCGAUUUACUGUUCAAGAUGGCCACCAGGAUAUUUUAUUAAAUAACGGGACCAAUAUUAAUCAAAAUUUGGCCUCAAUCAUUAUUUGGGUAUCUGUUAUGAUUUUUAUCUAUCUUUACAUGAUUUCUAAAACCAAAGUAGAGUCAGGUGAGCGACACAGGCUCUUGAGAGCCUCUAGUUUUUGCUCUUUCUAGUCGACUUCACAGGAAUUAUCUCAUUUUUGCUAUGUACGUAUGUAUUAAUAUAAAGGUAGACCCAAGUUCUAACAUAUUUGCAAUGAUGAAUAUUCAUGUUAUUUUUCUAAUCACCAAAGCAAGUGGGAUUGCUGCAUUAAGAAACUAUAUUUAGACAAUGGUUUGUCAAUUUUAAAAGUACAUCAUUCUUACUUGCAAUUAAAUAAUGUUAUAAGAGCAUGAAAUAAUCAGUUUAGAUUUCUGUGUAGUGCUUUGAAAACAUAUUUGUCUUUUCUUCAUUUUACUUUUUUGACUAUGGUAUCAUCUGUCUUUUUUUCAACUUGUCCUUUUUUGGUUGUCCCGUUGUUAUCGUCUGAUUUUUGUGUUUUAAAAGAUGAUUUUAUACACCUGAAAAAUUCUCAGAUAAAAGUUAUCAAUAAGUUGUAGAAUAUAUUUUUUAUCUGUGGGGGAGGGAUUACAUUAUUAUUGCAAUUGUUAUUUUUUUAUGUACAAAUAUUAAAUCAAAUGUAAGCAGAAAUUAGUGCAAUAUUUGAUAUUUAUGGUUAUAUUAAUUUUUUCGAAAUAUGCAAUGUCAUAAUAAAUUGAGGGAACAGUUAACUAUAUAGUGGUAUGUAGAAUUUGUGAAGACUAUAUGUUGCCUUCUAGAUGUUAUUUGGUAUUGUGGAUGUCUCACUGACAAAUAAUACCCCACAUCCCUUUGUUAAUAUGAAAUCAAUGUUUCAAGUUUAAAUGAUUUUAAAGUGUUGCCACAUAUUUGAUCAAAAGUAUUUAUGAAGAUUCUUUAAAUUUAGCAAUUAUUGUGUGCAUUUGUUAUUGCGAAUUCUUGACCACUGGCAAAAAUGUGUAAUCAAUUAAUGUGAUUUCUAAACCUCAUAAAGGAAAAUAUUAUUGUGAACCUUAUAGUCUGAUAAUGUCGCAUUUUUUGCAUCAAUAAAAAAAUCACAAUAAUUUCUGAAAUUUACAGUACCUACAUCAAAGUUUGAAAUUUACUACUACUACAUAUAGUAGCUAUCAGGCAAAUUGCGAGUUCAAUUGAGAUUAUUACUAGCAAUUAAGAUUAGCCCGUCUAAUAUCAAGUUUGAAAAAAUUGUUACAAAAGCAACAAAUAAAUGUACAGUGCUUCAGUUGAGGAAAAAUGGUUUGUUUAGAAAAGCAAGGGGCAAAUAAUUUGUUUUUUAUCCCUAUAAACGGUCACUAUAUAUAUAUAGCAGUGCAAUACAUGUGAAACCAGGAAAAUAUAUCUUUGGACGAGAUAUUGUUUUCAACAAUACUAGUGCUAGUUUUGCAUUAGGGAUAGAAAUUUUGUGGGAUAUAUGUUUGUAUUCAUUUUUAAUUAGUUGCAUUACAUUGAUAUGAUUAGUUUAUUAUGAUGAGUUAUUGUGCAUUGUCAUAGUUAUUUAUUUUUUAAUAUUUGCACUUUAUGUGAAACCUGUCUGAACUUAACCUUGAUUUUAUAGUCAGAACAGAAACCUGUUGGGGUAGAUUCAUUUAUUUUCGAGGGUAUCAAUAUUCAUGGAUUGAGGAAAACUUGCUUUUUUCUGUGGAUAUUUAAUUUUGUGGUUUUGUCAAAGUCUGCAUAUGCAACUUUAAAGAAAAUGUGUCAUUCAUUGAAUAUUUUUUAAUUAUUAAUUCUGAUCGUUCACCCGUACUCACGAAGAUUGGUAUCCAACGAAUAAUAAUGAGUCCACAGUAUAUAUAAACCCUUGUAUGCUGACAUACAAAUACUAUGUUUUAAUAUUUGUAAUAUAUCCUGUGUAAACUGGGCAUUUGUCUAGUGGGGACUAGCAAUCAGAUUCGAAAGAGUUUUCUGUAGACAGGUUUCAUCAUAUAUCAUUGUUGGUGCUUGAAAAUUGUGAAAACAUGAUAAUCUGAUCUGUGAUAAUAAAAGAAUUAAAUUGUUA